AUGUGGUUUACCCCGCGAUUAAUUGGUUUUAAUCUUGUUUUAUUGUCAAUUAGUCUCUUGAUUCUACCAACAACGUCUUCUGAUCUCUUUGAAGUUGAAGGAAGAUUUGCUUUAAAUAAUGUUUUAAAAGACAUAUCACAACUUGAACCAACAACCAAAGUUGUAUUAGAUGGAGGAAAAUAUUCGACUUUUAUUCGCAAAGACGGAAAGUUUGUAAUAGAUAAUGUCCCACCGGGAUCAUAUCUUUUUGAAGUAUUGUCAAGAAAGUACAUAUAUCCUAGGUUGAAAAUUGUCGUUGAAUCGGAUGGUGAAGUUCUACCUUCUGUAACAAUCAUAGGCAGUGAAUGGGACAACAAAGGACCUUCGCUACCAUAUCCAUUAGAACUAUAUGCAAGAGCUCCGGCUGAUUAUUUCAUACCCCGAGAAGGAUUUAGCAUCACCAGUUUGCUUUUUAAUCCGUAUAUCAUUUUUAUGGGCUUCAGUGUAAUAUUAUUAUUGGUUAUGCCGAAGAUGAUGGCGAAUUUAGAUCAAACAGCACUUCAGGAACUUCAACAAAAUCAAGCACAGAAUCCUUUUGACUUCGAUUUAUCUUCCUCGCUAGCGAAAUACUUAUCAGGUGGAAACGAAGCUGACAAAAGUUCUAAUAAUAAAAGAAAUUGA
Dentiscutata erythropus is the source of this 660-nucleotide messenger RNA. The record is from the annotation of a GenBank genome assembly. Lineage: Eukaryota; Fungi; Glomeromycota; Glomeromycetes; Diversisporales; Gigasporaceae.